Plasmodium inui San Antonio 1 is the source of this 237-nucleotide messenger RNA. RefSeq lists its product as hypothetical. The record is from RefSeq and is a predicted model, not a curated record. Bases 1 to 237 code for a protein of 78 amino acids. NCBI's taxonomy places the organism in Eukaryota, Apicomplexa, Aconoidasida, Haemosporida, Plasmodiidae. The transcript is spliced from 3 exons.
AUGAACGAAGUGGGCUACGCGGCCCUUCCGCCACCCGAGCCCGACUUCUGGAUUUACUCCGCCAGCUACCUGCGAAACGCGUGGGUCCAGUGGGCCAUCGUCUUCGUCCCGUUCCUUAUGUUCGCCCUUUACCUCAAGCUGACCAUGCCGACACUGCCAACCGGUGAAAAGGAACACCCCAGGGAAGAAGCCAAUUUUAGCUCCGCCAGAGGAGACAUAAAAAGGGACAAUCUAUAG